GCCCAUCCUAAACUACCUGCACCAGACUAGUCAUUUCAGAAUGGAAAACUGCGCAUGUGGUCCGUACUGCAGUGCACGAACUCAAUUCGAACCACUGCAAUAUAGUUUAAUCUAUUUAAUCAUUAUAGGUGACGUGGUUCUCGUAUUACACAGCUCUUUCAGUCGCUGCCUUCCCGAUUACUGGAUGUUUUUACCCCAUGCGCCGAGAAGAUUUUUAUGGCUUCUUGUGGUGUUAUGUUGACCCCUACUACUCCGCCAGUGAUAUAUCAAUUUGUCAUUGACAUAUGUCGAUCUGCCUGCACUGUCUAUACAGCAUAUGAGCCAAGAAUAUGUUUACCCAAGUCAGUAUCUCCUAUAAACCAUUUCUAUCAGAUGUUGAUUCACGAGUACCACUGCUAUGGCGCCUUCUGAUCAUCAUCUCGAUCUGCCUGCUUGGCAGAAUCGAACUACAUCUGCACAAAAAUUCUUCAGUGUCGGAAACUGCCAUAAAUAUCAACGCCAAUAAACCGUUCACAAAUCACUUUGUAAGUCGCUUGUGGACCCAAGUACGGUCCUGUCUGGGUAAGUUAUUUAUGACUGUUUUAACCUGCGCCCACCGAUUGAUUAAUCGCUUGCAUCUCAGGUAUAGCAUGAUGCGUCAGUCCCCCGUCGCAAAUCCAUUUUCAGCGAAUCUGAACUUCCAUUUGAUUGUCGCAUACCUCAAUCUCAAUGGGCUUAUUGUAUACAUUGUGGCCCAUAGUGAGAUGAGGUAUGCACUGCACGCAGGCAUGGCCACUAUGGCCCGCUUACAAAUGCAUGAUGACUUAACAGGGAAACUGUCACUACGAUAGACUCGUUUGGAAUUAUCAUCCCAGCGCUAUCAGGGGAGUUGAUCAAUGUAAACGAGCUCCCAUUGUUGUCGCUGAUAAGGCUUCUCUGCACCGUACCUGGUUGCGAUGCAAGAACUCUACCAGACUCUGCCCUCUCAGA
This is a messenger RNA of Suillus subaureus, 969 nucleotides long. RefSeq lists its product as uncharacterized. The transcript has a single exon. NCBI's taxonomy places the organism in Eukaryota, Fungi, Basidiomycota, Agaricomycetes, Boletales, Suillaceae. The record is from RefSeq and is a predicted model, not a curated record. Bases 330 to 830 code for a protein of 166 amino acids.